This is a messenger RNA of Linnemannia hyalina, 2139 nucleotides long. The record is from the annotation of a GenBank genome assembly. Lineage: Eukaryota; Fungi; Mortierellomycota; Mortierellomycetes; Mortierellales; Mortierellaceae.
AUGCCCCCCGCGGCUCACGCCAGACAAGGUUCCACCGGUCUCGGAACAAGUCAGUGGGAACCCUAUCCUCCCACCACAACGAGAGGCGUCGCCGCUGCUGCGGACCGCAAAGCUUCACUCCACAAGUCUUGUUACUCCUUCAGCUCUCCCUUCUCUUCCUCAGCACUAUCCUCACUCAAACAGGCCCCAAUGUCUACUCCAACCUUCCUCCCUUCCUCCAUUGCGACCAACCCCGCUACUACUGAGCUGGAUCUCAAAGAAAUCAGCGGCAACACUGUCUCUCAACUCCUAAGGCAGACAUUGUACGGCUUUGGCAACAAGAACAAGAACACGGUCUUGCUUUUGGAUAUGCGCCCUGCUGUUAGUCAUUCCGAUCUGUCUAUCAAGACGUCAGUUGGCGUUAGUGUCCCCAGCAUGCUCCUGAAGAGACCCAUGUAUUCUCUCGGCAUGUUCACAGAUCAUCUGACCACCGACCGAGAGGUUGAGGCCUUCUCCAACUGGAGACAGUUCUCCAACAUUGUGCUCUUUGACGCCACUGGUGCCCCGCCAGUCAAGGGAAGUCCAUUGUUCUGCAUAGCUCAAAAGUUUCGCAAAGAGGGCUGCUCUGCACGGAUAGGUUACAUUCAGGGAUCGUUCACCACAGCGUCCCCUCCACGGUCUCGCCUUCACCUCGGUUCUUUGCCUUCGAUGAUCACCAAUCCUGUGGGUGGAGACACUGUUGCACAGACACCUAUGAUUGAAAACCCCAAUGUCAACCCCUUGUUCGAGAGUGUCCGCCAGGCGAUGGGUCUGAACACCAACAUCACCGAGGAGAUUCCUGUCCGUCUUCCAAAUGGGUUCCCGGUCGAGAUGAUCCGAGAACACCUCCCAAACUGGAUCCUGAAUGUCGUAGAUGAACCUGCCGGAAAGGCGCGCCUUGCUAAGUACUUCCAGAAAGUGGAGAUCACCGAGAAGAAGAGACUGGCGCUGCUGAUGUGUCCUCAGAUGAUGCGGUCGGGAAAAGUGAGCGAGUACAGCAUCGGGUCGGCCAUUGAGAAGGGCCUCAAGAACCGGUACAACAAUGUCUGGCCAUUCGACCACACCCGCGUUAAGAUCCAUGAGCUCGACCAAGGUGGCGACGAUUACAUCAAUGCCUCCUUUCUCACCCCUCCCUUCGGUCGCAAGUCCUAUAUUGCUACCCAGGCACCUCUCCCAUCUACGUUACUGGACUUUUGGAAGGUCGUCUGGGAACAAAACUCGCGCGUCGUCGUCAUGUUGACCCGAGAGGUUGAGAUGGGGCGCGUCAAGUGCCACAAGUACUGGCCAACCGCACAAGAGCCUGUUCUGGACCUCGGCGCCGUGCAGAUCACCUUUCUUAACGAGAGCCAGCCUCACGGUGACAGUGGUUCUUCUAUCCUGGUCCGUCAAAUGAGACUACGACACACAGCAACAGAUUCUUCACACGAAGCCGAGCGAACGAUUACUCAGAUCCAGUACACCGGAUGGCCCGAUUUUGGUGUCCCCGAGACGCCGCUAGAGGUGCUUCAGUUGAUUAAGCUGGCCGACACGCACAACAUGCCAUCAUCGGCAGGCCCCAUGGUGGUUCAUUGCUCUGCGGGUUGCGGAAGGACAGGUGCGUUUUGCGUGAUCGACUCGGUCCUCUCGGAGCUCAAGUAUAGUCCAGAAUCGAUCCUCUGCGACCAACGCUCGUCAUCAGUUGGUGGCAAUGCUGCACGACAGCAUCAACAACAGCAGCCCUCUUCUUCAAGGAUGGAAUUUGGGGCAAGCCUCCCCAGCGAGCGAGUAUUGGAGGCCAUGCGUAGAGGUAAACACUGUCAGAACCAAGCCAACGCCGAGGAAGGCGUACCAAUGGAGGAUGCUGUCUUUGCGACGGUGACCAGGUUCAGAGAGCAGCGUCUGUCGAUGGUGCAGUGCUUGCGCCAAUACGUGUUCUGCUACGAGGCGAUCAUCUGGUAUUUGGGCAAGGUGUUGAUGAAGGACGGAUCGGAUCGUCAUGUCUUAGAGGUUCCCAGGAGUUUUCAAGUCCGUCAGACGCCUGCGAUUGCUUUUCCUCCAAGAAAGCCUGCUUCGACCUUUGGACUAUCGAUGGGGAAUGCGCCCAUUACUACCACCAAUGAAGAGUUCUCGUACUUCGGAUAG